AUGAAGUACGUUCUUGUUCACCCCCACCGAGUCGGUUAUGAGCGCAGCUUCUACAAUGAGUUCUUCUUAAGCGGUCUUCGUGUCGACAGGGUCAAGCUUGGUUUCGUUUCCUGCACUUUCAAAGUCCCUCCUCGCCUCAUCCUAAGCUAUUAUAAUCCCACUGGUCUUUCUUCUUUCACAUUAGUUAAUCUGUUUGUAAGAGAGUUUGGUUAUACUGCUUUUAAUACGAUCGGAGGCCAUUUGCAGGAUGAGUUAGAGAUUACCUUAAAUGCUUUAGGACAAAGAGGAGGUUAUGAUGGAACAAUUGUUCUUGUUAGAAACAAAGCAACAGGGGAGUUAAUUGCUGAAGUGCAGAAUGCUGAUGGUGGUUUUGCUACAUAUGAGCUGACAAGAUCCUAUCAGUGGAUGGAGGAAACUGCUUGA
Messenger RNA from Hibiscus syriacus, 423 nucleotides. RefSeq lists its product as uncharacterized. NCBI's taxonomy places the organism in Eukaryota, Viridiplantae, Streptophyta, Magnoliopsida, Malvales, Malvaceae. The record is from RefSeq and is a predicted model, not a curated record. The coding region runs from base 1 to 423 and encodes 140 amino acids. The transcript has 3 exons.